CGAUGCGAUGACGCAAGGCCGGGAGGGAUAGCACGCGGCCCCACCACCACUGCUGCAGUCGCCGCGCAUGGAGCUCGGGGGCGGAGGGCGACGAGGCGCCGGCGACGGCGUCCGGCGGCAGCUGCAGUCGGUGGGGCGGUUGGCGGCGUACCUCGGCGGCGGCUUCCUCCUCCUCUCCGCCGCCUCCUCCGUCGCCGUCCGCUCCCUCCGCGCCCUCUCCGACGCCAACCAGAGGAAGUUUGCUACGCCGUGCGGCGCCUGCGAGGGGAAGGGAACCUACGCGUGCAGGCUCUGCCGGGGAAGCACCACCAUCGAGUGGUCGCCGAUGCACGACCCGGUGUUCGUCAAUCCAUGCCUCUGCCCUACCUGCGAGGGGACCAGGGUGCAACGCUGCUUGAACUGCCUGGGAAAAGGUUGCGCUUGAAGAUGCAAGAUGUAUUCCCCAGGUGUUCCGUUCAGCAAAGUCAUACAGAUGUCCACACUUCUAUUUUUUAUGCUGACAUCAGUUAUUCAGUUGCAUUGUUUUGUUUCGCCAUUUUCUGGAGACAAAAAUGCUGUGUUGAAUAAAGUAUGCCAUUCUGUGCCCUGCUGCCCUCCAAACAAUUCUUUCUCUGCUUGCAUUCCUCUGUCUUCAGAUGUUUCAGAAGUUACCCAAAAAUGAUAUGUUUUUUUGUUGGGAAACUAUAACGGGGGGUUUCGACA
Molecule: messenger RNA, 702 nt
Organism: Panicum hallii
Lineage: Eukaryota; Viridiplantae; Streptophyta; Magnoliopsida; Poales; Poaceae
Exons: 4
Coding region: 68-424 (118 amino acids)
Source: RefSeq, a predicted model, not a curated record